Messenger RNA from Bipolaris victoriae FI3, 4293 nucleotides. RefSeq lists its product as hypothetical. The coding region runs from base 1 to 4293 and encodes 1430 amino acids. The transcript is spliced from 5 exons. NCBI's taxonomy places the organism in Eukaryota, Fungi, Ascomycota, Dothideomycetes, Pleosporales, Pleosporaceae. The record is from RefSeq and is a predicted model, not a curated record.
AUGCAUUUUCUACACGCGCUUGUCGUCGUUGUUGCGACGUUGGGAAACAAUGUCGAUGCGAUUGCAGAGCGUGGCUUGGAAGCCAAACCGCAACGCAUCUUGAGGGCUGCCACAAAACGGUCCGACCUGUAUCGAAGAAGCGUUCGCAUUACCAAAAGGUUUGAGACGGAGAUGGCUUAUGUAGAGAGUGAAAAUGCCUGGAGCGAUGCAUCGACUUUUGCUUCCCAGGUCAAGGUCAGCUCGCAGAAGCCAGUGUUCACCCUCGAAGAGCAUGAGCAUCACUUGAAAGCUGUCGAGUGUGGCAACGAUGCUAUGAAGUUGCAUUUCGUUGAUGCCUCGUCUGCCCGAGAUGCCCGAGCCGCCUAUGGUGAGGACGGUGGCUUGAUCAUCACUUCACACAAGAGCUGCAACGACGAGGGUGAGCGCGAAGUUUACCGUGUCACCGAUGUAUCCUUUUCCGAGGAUGGAGAAGCACUCGACCUGUCCGUCAAGAAGACAACAUGGCGACAGGCCUUUGACCGUAUGAACGUGACAUUCGGUCACACCACUGAUGAUCACAUCGUUCGCCGCCAUGCCGACUUUGCCAUGAUUCGGGGCAAGCGCCAGAACAGGGUUGCCAUUCCCCAGAACGUAUCCGAAGACGUCAACACUGCUCUCUUCGACUUGAGUUCUGAGAUAGUCGACAAGACCUUUGCCUCUAAAGAUUUCCUUGAGAUCCUCGGGGCUGUAGUUCCCCUUCCUGAAUUGCCCGUCGCCGUCCCUAUUGAAAUCGGCUGCAAGCGAUGUGCUACCACUGGACAGUUGGCACUCAACCAGGGUGCUUUCAACAUUGACCUAUCCCAAAUCGACCUGAUCCCCGACAUCUUCCAGGGCGGCGACGACGGAAAAGAGAUUUCGAGCGUUAUCUCGGGCGGAUUUGUGGAGUUGGUAGCUACUGGCGUAGGUGCGCGAUUGGAUCUGUUUGCGCGACCAUCUGCCAACGGCGAGUUCGAAAUUGCUCUAAUUCAACUCCCCAUCGCUGGAUUCGUUAUUCCCGGAAUUGGAAAUGCAGGCGCUGUCUUCGAACCCAGAAUCGCAUUUGAAUUCGAAGUCAGCGGUGGGCUUGAGGUUAACUAUGGACUCGAACUCAAUGUGCCUGACAACUCCAGGCUUCGAGUAGAGCUCACCAACCUCGGUGCUAGCAGUCUUGUUGGUUUUCAGGACACCACUCUUACUCCCCUGCCUGUCACUGUCAACAUUACAGAUGUUGAUGUUACCCUUGGUCUUGCCUUCAAGCCCGCCAUCCCAGUUGGUUUCGAUUUCCUCGGCCAGUUGUCAGCGGAGGUCACUACUGUUUUGGACCUACCUCGCCUGGAUGCAAAGCUCUCGACCAACAUUGCCGAGAACUGUGCUAGCGGCAAUAGCUCCACUGGUCCGUCUGCACCAGGUGCAAACAGCACGACGCAGUUGUCUCCUGAUCUUAUCCAGCUGGGUCCCAUCGCCUUGGUUGAAGCCAAUGUUUCCAUUUCUUGCGAUCUCAGCUUUGACGUCUCCAUUCCGAUCCUGCCACCACCGUUCAACCAGGUCGGCGUCGCACAAAACAUUUUCAAGGCAGAAUUCCCUCUCGUCUCGGAAUGCAAGUCGCCAGAGACUGCUUUCGAUGGUGCAUCGGGUAUUGUCGUUCCUGCGCCCCCAGUUGUUGCGCCCCCCGUUGUGAGCGAAUCUGUCGCUCCGGAGCCUCAGGUUAAUGCUACUCAUGCGCCAGUCUACACAGUCCCAGUGGCGAAUUACACGAUCUCUUCCACAGUAGCCAUGCCUGCUGCUACCACUCUAAGCAGUGUAGUCUACGCAGCUCCUGCGUAUACAGCUUCUCCUGAUGGUUCAGCCAGUACAAGCUGUUCAACUAUCCCAAGCUACACAGCUACCCCAGACGUGAGUGCGACGACCAGCAUGACUAAUGCGAGUAUAUCCACAGCCCCGUAUCUAAACAUUUCCGCUAGUUACACUAGCGCCAGUUACCCAGUGCCCUCGGAACCGGCUUCGACUACCAUAAUAAUGGCCACCAGCAGCACCGCACCCGCAAGCUCUUACGUCGAUUCCAACUCAACGGCGAUGAUCAACUAUCCCGUUCCCGUCAUGUCGACGUCGCGCGAAAGCAGUUCGACUAGCGUAAUCACCACCACGUCCUACAUUACUUCCAAGAUCUCAAGGACAAGCACGACGUCAGCUGCUGAGGCGCCGACACUAGAUGCUGGAUUCUCUUUCACUCUCUUUUCAACAUCCAUGCCCGCCUCUUCUUCGCCUGCUCCUGCUACCACUUCAUCUGAGGAGUCUGCACCUUCGACUUCCUCGUCUGCUCCCGCCAUGACUUCAUCGCCCCAAGAGUCCGCAGUACCUUUGCCUUCUUCCAUUCCCACUGUUUCUUCCGCUAUCUCCUCCGCUGUCUCUCCGUCGUCUUCUACUCUUACCGAGUCUUCUACUGUUUCUCCCUCGGAAUCGACUCCCGCCGACUCCUCCACUGCUUCUCCGUCGUCUACUGCUCCCUCGGAAUCUACUCCCGCUGCUUCCUCAGCAUCCUCAGCAUCCUCACCCAUCACAACAUCAACCCCAAUCACCUCAAGCCAACCAUCUGCAUCCCAAACACCAUCGCCAACCUCCCUAGCGCCACCACCACCACCUUUCAUGAGCGGCCCGCUCCCAUCGCUAGCAGCCACGCUCAGUGAAGCUCCUGGGUUUUUGGUCCCGACCAAUGCAAGUGCCCUGCCUGUCGUGCAGACAAGCGUAGUACCAUUUACCGGCGCCGCGUCGCGGGGUGUACAGAUACCACAUCUGGCGAGUAUCCUGAGUGUGCUAGUUGGAGUCGUUGCUCGAUAUGCAUGCUUGAGCCACUGCUGGGGCAGUGGAGAGAAUCUCCUCAAAACAAUACAAGAAAAUAGGCGCAUACAUAUGGACCUCGGAAUCCUAAUCGAGAAUCUCCCAAAGACGUACCAGGAUGCUGUGACUGUCUGUAAAGAGCUUGGAAUUCAUUAUUUGUGGAUCGACAGUCUAUGCAUCAUCCAGGAUAGCGAACAGGAUUGGAAACAACAAGCUUCGCGUAUGGCAGAUGUAUAUCAGAAUGGCUACGUGACCAUUGCAGCCGCCGCCGCCCGAAACUCGGAAGAAGGGCUGUUCAAUGACAUCUCUAAUCGGCGAAUUGGCUAUCCUCUACCCGAGUACCCCUGGGUCCAUGUCCGAAGAAAUGUUCGUCGCCCUGAUCCAACGGAGGAAUUUAUGGAUAUGCGAUCAGAUGAUGGAUUCCCAUUGUACAAGCGAGGUUGGGUGUUCCAGGAACUGACCUUAUCUCCACGUGUCAUACAUUAUGGCCGCGAGGAAUUGAUUUGGUACUGUCGAACGAGUUCAAGACACGAGGGUGAUCCAGAUGGUCGCUUUCUCUUGCCAAGUCUUGUGAGAGAAGACUUGACAAGUAACAUGGAACUUCCAAUACAAGAUGCGUGGUGCAGAAUUGUGAGAUCCUUUUCGUGGCGAAACAUUACGUUUGAGAAGGAUAGGCUUCCUGCCAUUGCAGCUUUUGCAAGUCGAAUACAAGCACAAGACUGUAAAAAGAGAUAUAUCCACGGAAUUUGGGAGGAUACCUUACACUAUGAUCUUCUAUGGUCUGUGCAUAGAUAUAUUGCUGGGAACUAUGGUCAUAGACGUGGACCGAACAGCUCACCAACCUGGUCAUGGACGUCAAGUCAGAGCCCUAUUCUGUGGGAAAAUUCGAACUGCACUGAUCUUUGCCAGAAAAUCCCCUAUACGAAGAUAGAAAAGAUUAUGUACAAUACACGAGGACCACCCAUCCUUGGAGAUGCCACAGAAGCGGCCAUCGUCAUCCAAGCUCCUGUUUUCAGGCUUUGUGACAUAGAGUUUGCUACAUAUCCGGGUUACAUACCAGGAAACCAGCAUCAUCGCCUUGCGUGGUGUCAUCCUAAUUGGGACACACCUUCAAGUACUGAUAUCUACGAGAAACAGGAUACAAAAGCACUUGCUAUACCUUUCCUAUUACUGAAAAGAGACGUAUAUCGGCGAGACAUGGGUGGCUGGAAGAACGCACUAUUGAUUGUGGAAACCAGUGAAAUUGGCAAGUACAAAAGGUUAGGGGUAGCUUCAAUUGGGGUCGGCAACGAUCUCUGUGGGGUGACUUCUUGGCCUGAUUGGGAUGUGGAACUCUCAGAGGAUGAAAAGGUAGUGCAUGCCGUAGCAAGAGCAGAAAGAUACGACUACUUCAUGCAGAUCAUGGAAGUGAUGGAAAAACGUACCAUCACUCUUGUAUAG